AUGGCGGACAGAGACAGCGGCAGCGAGCAGGGCGGCGGCGGCGGCGGCGGCGGCGGCGGCGGCGGCGGCGGGGGCGCGGCGGGCGCCGGGGGGCCGGGCUCGGGCGGCGGCGGCGGCGGCGGGCCGGGCGGCGGGCUGCAGCACGAGACGCAGGAGCUGGCCUCCAAGCGGGUGGACAUCCAGAACAAGCGCUUCUACCUGGACGUCAAGCAGAACGCCAAGGGCCGCUUCCUCAAGAUCGCCGAGGUGGGCGCCGGCGGCAACAAGAGCCGCCUGACGCUCUCCAUGUCGGUGGCGGUGGAGUUCCGCGACUACCUGGGCGACUUCAUCGAGCACUACGCGCAGCUGGGGCCCAGCCAGCCGCCCGAGCUGGCGCAGGCGGCCGACGAGCCGCGCCGGGCGCUCAAGAGCGAGUUCCUGGUGCGGGAGAACCGCAAGUACUACAUGGAUCUGAAGGAGAACCAGCGCGGGCGCUUCCUGCGCGUUCGCCAGACCGUCAACCGCGGCCCGGGGCUGGGCGCCGCGCAGGGCCAGACCAUCGCGCUGCCGGCCCAGGGCCUGAUCGAGUUCCGCGACGCCCUGGCCAAGCUCAUCGACGACUACGGCGUGGAGGAGGAGCCGGCCGAGCUGCCCGAGGGCACCUCCUUGACUGUGGACAACAAGCGCUUCUUCUUCGACGUGGGCUCCAACAAGUACGGCGUCUUCAUGCGGGUGAGCGAGGUGAAGCCCACCUACCGCAACUCCAUCACCGUCCCCUACAAGGUCUGGGCCAAGUUCGGCCACACCUUCUGCAAGUACUCGGACGAGAUGAAGAAGAUCCAGGAGAAGCAGCGGGACAAGCGCGCCGCCGCCGCCGCCCCCGCGGGCGCCGGGGCCGGGGCCGAGCCGCCGCCCGAGGCGGAGGGCGCCGCCGCCGUCGCCGCUGCCGCCGCCGCCGCCGCCGCCGGGCCGCCCGGCGCCCUGCUGCAGGCCGAGGAGCCCGAGGAGGACUGA
Cygnus atratus (black swan) is the source of this 993-nucleotide messenger RNA. RefSeq names its product purine rich element binding protein A (gene PURA). The transcript has a single exon. Gene Ontology annotation, biological process: regulation of transcription by RNA polymerase II. The record is from RefSeq and is a predicted model, not a curated record. Gene Ontology annotation, cellular component: nucleus. The coding region runs from base 1 to 993 and encodes 330 amino acids. Gene Ontology annotation, molecular function: RNA polymerase II transcription regulatory region sequence-specific DNA binding; purine-rich negative regulatory element binding; DNA-binding transcription factor activity, RNA polymerase II-specific. Lineage: Eukaryota; Metazoa; Chordata; Aves; Anseriformes; Anatidae.